This is a messenger RNA of Macadamia integrifolia, 1244 nucleotides long. Its product is annotated as ATPase family AAA domain-containing protein At1g05910-like. The record is from RefSeq and is a predicted model, not a curated record. The transcript is spliced from 3 exons. The coding region runs from base 158 to 826 and encodes 222 amino acids. Lineage: Eukaryota; Viridiplantae; Streptophyta; Magnoliopsida; Proteales; Proteaceae.
GUCAGACUUAUCCAAACUACCUUUACCAUUAUUUACUAUCCUUCGUAGUGUUUUGAUUUCUUUCUUCUGUGCUUGUUUUUAGGCCUACAAUGGUGAUGAUUACAACGGAGCUAGGAUUGUCAGCAGAGCUUAUGAGCUUCGAGAUGCAGUGCAUGGGAUGCUAUCACAGAUGGACCCAGCAUUAGUCUCUUUCUGUGACAAGAUUGCAGUCCAAGGGGGGCCUACCCAUUUUCCGGAUGUUACGGGAAGCUCUGGCUUCCCUAUUUCUCCCGUUGUUCAACAGGCAACUGUUACCAGAGCAAGUGCUCGACUUCGUAACGUCCAGCCUGAGGUUAAUCUAACUCAAAGUUAUGAAGUAUUAAAACGGAUGAAGAAGAAUAUUGACUUUGAGAAAGCUGCGGGUGGUAAUUCUGGUUCAACAGCAGAAGAUGAGUCACAGUCUGCAGAUCCAGGACCGUCAAAGGUAACACCUGCUCAAUCAGCCCCUUCUCAGGAACCUGAUUCAAAUGGUGUGGUCGAGGGACCAGAGAAAUCUUCGGCUGAUGUAGAACCAUUGGACACUUCCACCAAUGCUUCAAGCCAUAUCGGGGAGCGCAAAUCCCAAGAAGAUGCUGUUAUGUCGGAUGGGGAGAUUUCCAGCCAGGUUGAAUCUCUCAAGCAGUGUUUGGUUGAUCGUACUGAAGGAUACGGUGUACCAGAGCUUGAAAGCCUUUACACACGUAUGAUGAAGGGUGUAAUUGAAACCAAACUGAAAGCUGGGGAAGAGUUCAGGCCUUCAAUUUUGAGAUUUUUGUUGAGGUUUGCUGAAGACCAUGGAAAUCUCUGAUAGCAAAGCUCCAUUAAUUCUUAAAAUUUUCAUUUUUAUUGGUUUUUCCCAGAGGUUGAUCAAGCUCAUGUAUAAUAUCGGGAUUUUGGUUUUUUAUGAGAUUAGGUAUUGAGUGAUUCAGACUCUCUCUCUCUCUUUCUCACUAUUUCUAUAUGUGAGUGUGUGUGGUCUCUCUUCCUCUGUAUUUGGAGGCCUGAAAGACACGCAUAUUGUAGAAGGGAGUUCUGUGAUUGCAUGAUAAAACAAGCAAGGUGUGGGUUGAUCAUGUGAUUGUGGACACAAAUUCGGAGUUAAACAUCUGAAACUAGCACCAGCAGUUAAAAAGUGAGGCUAAUGUGUGAAUCAUUCUAUGGAAAAACUGCCAAGAAAAACUCAUUUAGCUGUAAUCUUUAUUUAUUUAUUUAUCUUUUUUUUUGUU